Messenger RNA from Anolis carolinensis (green anole), 3838 nucleotides. RefSeq lists its product as uncharacterized. The transcript has 2 exons. Bases 1 to 3744 code for a protein of 1247 amino acids. The record is from RefSeq and is a predicted model, not a curated record. NCBI's taxonomy places the organism in Eukaryota, Metazoa, Chordata, Lepidosauria, Squamata, Anolidae.
AUGUCACCAUCAAGGCGGGACUUCUGGGUCACCAUCAAUGCAGGACGUAUGGGUCACCAUCAAGGCAGGACCUCCAUGUCACCAUCAAUGCAGGACGUAUGGGUCACCAUCAAGGCAGGGCCUCCAUGUCACCAUCAAGGCGGGACUUCUGGGUCACCAUCAACGUGGGACUUCCCCUCACCAUCAAGGCGGGACUUCACGUCACCAUCAAUGCAGGACUUAUGGGUCACCAUCAACGUGGGACUUCCAUGUCUCCAUCAAGGUGGGACUUCCUUCUGUGUCACCAUCAAGGCGGGACUUCCCCUCACCAUCAAGGCGGGACUUCCUUCUGUGUCACCAUCAAGGCGGGACUUCUGGGUCACCAUCAACGUGGGACUUCCCCUCACCAUCAAGGCGGGACUUCACGUCACCAUCAAUGCAGGACUUAUGGGUCACCAUCAACGUGGGACUUCCAUGUCUCCAUCAAGGUGGGACUUCCUUCUGUGUCACCAUCAAGGCGGGACUUCCCCUCACCAUCAAGGCGGGACUUCCUUCUGUGUCACCAUCAAGGCGGGACUUCUGGGUCACCAUCAACGUGGGACUUCCCCUCACCAUCAAGGCGGGACUUCACGUCACCAUCAAUGCAGGACUUAUGGGUCACCAUCAACGUGGGACUUCCAUGUCUCCAUCAAGGUGGGACUUCCUUCUGUGUCACCAUCAAGGCGGGACUUCCCCUCACCAUCAAGGCGGGACUUCCUUCUGUGUCACCAUCAAGGCGGGACUUCUGGGUCACCAUCAACGUGGGACUUCCCCUCACCAUCAAGGCGGGACUUCACGUCACCAUCAAUGCAGGACUUAUGGGUCACCAUCAACGUGGGACUUCCAUGUCUCCAUCAAGGUGGGACUUCCUUCUGUGUCACCAUCAAGGCGGGACUUCCCCUCACCAUCAAGGCGGGACUUCCUUCUGUGUCACCAUCAAGGCGGGACUUCCCCUCACCAUCAAGGUGGGACUUAUGGGUCACCAUCAAGGCAGGACCUCCAUGUCACCAUCAAGGCGGGACUUAUGGGUCAUCCUCAAGGCGGGACUUCCCCUCACCAUCAAGGCGGGACUUAUGGGUCACCAUCAAAGCAGGACCUCCAUGUCACCAUCAAUGCAGGACUUAUGGGUCACCAUCAAGGCAGGACCUCCAUGUCACCAUCAAUGCAGGACUUAUGGGUCACCAUCAAGGCAGGACCUCCAUGUCACCAUCAAUGCAGGACUUAUGGGUCACCAUCAAGGCAGGACCUCCAUGUCACCAUCAAGGCAGGACCUCCAUGUCACCAUCAAUGCAGGACUUAUGGGUCACCAUCAAGGCAGGACCUCCAUGUCACCAUCAAGGCGGGACUUCCCCUCACCAUCAACGUGGGACUUCCCAUCACCAUCAAGGCGGGACUUAUGGGUCACCAUCAAGGCAGGACCUCCAUGUCACCAUCAAUGCAGGACUUAUGGGUCACCAUCAAGGCAGGACCUCCAUGUCACCAUCAAGGCAGGACCUCCAUGUCACCAUCAAUGCAGGACUUAUGGGUCACCAUCAAGGCAGGACCUCCAUGUCACCAUCAAGGCGGGACUUCCCCUCACCAUCAACGUGGGACUUCCCAUCACCAUCAAGGCGGGACUUAUGGGUCACCAUCAAGGCAGGACCUCCAUGUCACCAUCAAGGCGGGACUUCCCCUCACCAUCAACGUGGGACUUCCCAUCACCAUCAAGGCGGGACUUAUGGGUCACCAUCAAGGCAGGACCUCCAUGUCACCAUCAACGUGGGACUUCUGUGUCACCAUCAACGUGGGACUUCCCAUCACCAUCAAGGCGGGACUUAUGGGUCAUCCUCAAGGCGGGACUUCCCGUCACCAUCAAGGCGGGACUUAUGGGUCAUCCUCAAGGCGGGACUUCCCGUCACCAUCAAGGCGGGACUUCCAUGUCUCCAUCAAGGAGGGACUUCCCAUCACCAUCAAGGCGGGACUUAUGGGUCACCAUCAAGGCAGGACCUCCAUGUCACCAUUAACGUGGGACUUCUGUGUCACCAUCAACGUGGGACUUCCCCUCACCAUCAAGGCGGGACUUCCAUGUCUCCAUCAAGGUGGGACUUCCUGUCACCAUCAAGGUGGGACUUCCAGGUCACCAUCAAGGCGGGACUUCUGGGUCACCAUCAACACGGGACUUCCAAGUCUCCAUCAAGGAAGAACCUCCAUGUCAACAUCAAGGCGGGACUUCCUGUCACCAUCAAGGCGGGACUUCCAUGCCGUCCUCAAGAUGGGACUCCCGGGUCACCAUCAAGGCGGGACUUCUGGGUCACCAUCAACACGGGACUUCCAAGUCUCCAUCAAGGAAGAACCUCCAUGUCAACAUCAAGGCGGGACUUCCUGUCACCAUCAAGGCGGGACUUCCAUGUCGUCCUCAAGAUGGGACUCCCGGGUCACCAUCAAGGCGGGACUUCUGGGUCACCAUCAACACGGGACUUCCAAGUCUCCCAUCAAGGAAGAACCUCCAUGUCAACAUCAAGGCGGGACUUCUGGGUCACCAUCAACACGGGACUUCCAAGUCUCCAUCAAGGAAGAACCUCCAUGUCAACAUCAAGGCGGGACUUCCUGUCACCAUCAAGGCGGGACUUCCAUGCCGUCCUCAAGAUGGGACUCCCGGGUCACCAUCAAGGCGGGACUUCUGGGUCACCAUCAACACGGGACUUCCAAGUCUCCAUCAAGGAAGAACCUCCAUGUCAACAUCAAGGCGGGACUUCCUGUCACCAUCAAGGCGGGACUUCCGGGUCGUCCUCAAGGCGGGACUUCCGGGUCACCAUCAAGCCGGGACUUCCAGGUCUCCAUCAAGGCGGGACUUCCGGGUCGUCCUCAAGGCGGGACUUCCAGGUCACCAUCAAGGCGGGACUUCCAGGUCACCAUCAAGGCGGGACUUCCGGGUCGUCCUCAAGGCGGGACUUCCGGGUCACCAUCAACACGGGACUUCCAAGUCUCCAUCAAGGAAGAACCUCCAUGUCAACAUCAAGGCGGGACUUCCUGUCACCAUCAAGGCGGGACUUCCAUGCCGUCCUCAAGAUGGGACUCCCGGGUCACCAUCAAGGCGGGACUUCUGGGUCACCAUCAACACGGGACUUCCAAGUCUCCAUCAAGGAAGAACCUCCAUGUCAACAUCAAGGCGGGACUUCCUGUCACCAUCAAGGCGGGACUUCCGGGUCGUCCUCAAGGCGGGACUUCCGGGUCACCAUCAAGCCGGGACUUCCAGGUCUCCAUCAAGGCGGGACUUCCGGGUCGUCCUCAAGGCGGGACUUCCAGGUCACCAUCAAGGCGGGACUUCCAGGUCACCAUCAAGGCGGGACUUCCGGGUCGUCCUCAAGGCGGGACUUCCGGGUCACCAUCAACACGGGACUUCCAAGUCUCCAUCAAGGAAGAACCUCCAUGUCAACAUCAAGGCGGGACUUCCUGUCACCAUCAAGGCGGGACUUCCAUGUCGUCCUCAAGAUGGGACUCCCGGGUCACCAUCAAGGCGGGACUUCUGGGUCACCAUCAACACGGGACUUCCAAGUCUCCCAUCAAGGAAGAACCUCCAUGUCAACAUCAAGGCGGGACUUCCAUGUCACCAUCAAGGCAGGACUUCCAUGUCAACAUCAAGGUGGGACUUCCAUGUCUCCAUCAAGGCGGGACUUCCAUGUCAACAUCAAGGUGGGACUUCCGGGUCACCAUCAAGCCGGGACUUCCGGGUCGUCCUCAAGGUAGGACUUCCGGGUCAAAUCCAUCCCUCGGGGGGUCUCGUUGAUGGCUCGUUUAUCUCAUUACAACAAGGACGAAUAAAUAUUUUUCGAGGACCCGA